Mucor mucedo is the source of this 2919-nucleotide messenger RNA. RefSeq names its product kinesin heavy chain. The record is from RefSeq and is a predicted model, not a curated record. Gene Ontology annotation, molecular function: microtubule motor activity; microtubule binding; ATP binding. Gene Ontology annotation, biological process: microtubule-based movement; mitotic spindle organization. The coding region runs from base 168 to 2675 and encodes 835 amino acids. The transcript has 8 exons. NCBI's taxonomy places the organism in Eukaryota, Fungi, Mucoromycota, Mucoromycetes, Mucorales, Mucoraceae.
CAAAUUCUUGCUACCCGGUGGCUGUAUGAGAGAAGACUUUGUUGUUUGAUGACCACAUGAUCUGUGGUAGUUGUCACAAUUUGUAUAACACUGAUUUAAACCCCCUUCUCUCUCUCUUUCUUCUUCUCUUCUCUUCUUUCUUCCUUUUUCUUCCUUAAUAAAAUACAAUGUCUGGAAACAACAUUAAGGUCGUAUGUCGUUUUCGUCCUCAAAACUCACUUGAAAACAGAGAAGGUGGUGUUCCAAUUAUUUCCAUUGAUGAAGAAGGAACCAAUGUACAAUUAAAGGGCGAAGCAACCAAUAACUUUGCCUUUGACAAAGUGUUCGGAAUGAAUACACCACAAAAAGAUGUAUUUGAGUACUCCAUUAAAAGCAUUGUCGAUGAUGUCACCGCUGGUUAUAACGGCACUGUUUUUGCUUACGGUCAAACUGGUUCUGGUAAAACCUUUACAAUGAUGGGUGCUGAUAUUGACGAUGAGAAUACAAAGGGUAUUAUUCCUCGUAUUAUUGAACAAAUAUUUACAAGCAUCAAUGACGCACCGAGUAAUCUUGAAUUCACUGUGAAAGUGUCUUAUAUGGAAAUUUAUAUGGAAAAAGUGAGAGAUUUAUUCAAUCCUUCUGCUGAUAAUUUGGCCAUUCACGAAGAUAAGACACGCGGUGUUUAUGUGAAAGAUUUAUGUGAAAUUUAUGUUUCCAAUACAGCUGAGGUGUAUCUCGCCAUGAAGAAUGGUAGUAGUAAUCGUGUUGUAGCCUAUACAAACAUGAACGCCGAGAGUUCUCGUUCUCAUUCCAUUGUUGUGAUCACAAUCACACAAAAGAAUUUAGAUACUGGAGCUGCAAAAAGUGGUAAACUCUAUCUUGUCGAUUUGGCUGGUUCAGAAAAAGUUGGUAAAACAGGUGCAUCCGGCCAAACAUUAGAAGAGGCUAAAAAGAUUAACAAAUCACUAACCGCACUUGGUAUGGUCAUCAAUUCUUUAACCGAUGGAAAAUCCAGCCAUAUCCCUUAUCGUGAUUCCAAGUUGACACGUAUCUUGCAAGAAUCACUUGGUGGUAAUUCUCGUACUACUUUAAUCAUUAAUUGUUCUCCUUCUUCAUACAAUGAAGCAGAAUCUAUAUCCACCCUUCGAUUUGGUAUGCGUGCUAAAUCCAUCAAGAAUAAAGCCAAGGUUAAUGCUGAUCUAUCUCCUGCUGAACUCAAGGCACUUUUAAAAAAAGUCAAAUCAGAAACAAUUACUUUCCAAACAUAUAUUGCUGCUUUGGAAGGUGAAGUUUCAGUCUGGCGUAACGGAAAAACCUUGGCCGAAGAUAAAUGGGUUUCGCUGGAUAAAAUUAAUAAAGGUGACUUUAAUGCUCUACCUCCUGCCUCAAAUUUUAAAGCUUUAUCGGUGGCCGAUGAUUCUUCUCGUCCUACAACACCCUCUGUUGUACUUGAGAAAGAUGAGCGUGAAGAAUUGUUAAAGCGUGAGAAUGAACUCAUGGAUCAAAUAGCCGAAAAGGAAACCGAACUAGCAAAUCGUGAAAAAUUACUAGAGUCGUUGAAGGAAGAAAUGGGUUACUACAAGGAGCAAGAGGCUGCUGUCACAAAAGAAAAUCAACAAAUGACCUCUGAAUUGAGUGAGCUCAAAUUGCAACUUCAAAAGAUUUCUUAUGAAAGUAAAGAAAAUGCUAUCAAUGUAGACUCUUUAAAGGAAGCCAAUCAAGAGUUGAUUGUCGAACUAGAAGAGUUAAAGAAGAACCUUGUCGAAGUCCGAUUAGCUCACAAGGAUAGCACAGAUAAUGAAAAAGAAAAGAAAAAGGCUCAAAAAUUGGCCCAGAUCAUGUUUAAAUUGGAUCCAUCUAGCGAAAUAAACGAAAAAGAACGUCAAAUUCGUGAUUCUCUCCAUAAGAUUGAGACUGAGGGCCAUGGAUCACUCAGUUUAGAAGAGCUUGUCUCUCUUCGUCGAGAUUUAGUGGAUUCAAAAAUUUUGUUAGAUCAGCAUGCAAAGACAAUCACAGAUAUCACACAAGAAAAGGAGAUACUUGACAAGAGAAAGUUGGAAUUAGACGGUCGCUUAGGUAAACUUGAAAAAGAAUACGAAGAACUUUUAGACAAGACCAUUGCUGAAGAGGAAGUUUCUGCACAAAAAAAUGCUGACAUGGAACAAACUCUCACCAACUUGAAGAGUAAAUUAGAGGCACAAUAUGCAUCCAAAAAAGAGAUGCAGGAAAAAGAAGUGGAGGAUCUCAAGACAGAGAUUUCAACAAAGAAUGACAAUCUUCACAAACUCACAGCAUCUUUAUCGGAGCUUAAGGAUGCCAACGAUCAACUUCAACUUGCUCUUUCUGAUCAACCUAUGCAGAAUCAAAACGGUGAUUUGACAGAACGUGAAAAAGAACUAGAGCGUAUGCGCAAGAGCAUGGCUAAGGAAUUAGCUGAUUUUGAAACCAUGAAGAAGGUUUUGAUGCGUGAUCUUCAGACCCGUUGUGAAAAGGUCGUUGAACUUGAAAUGUCAUUGGAUGAAACCCGUGAACAGUACCAGAAUGUUUUAAGAGCAAGUAACAACAAGGCACAACAAAAAAAGAUGGCAUUCUUGGAGCGUAAUUUAGAACAAUUAACAAAUGUUCAAAAGCAGGUAAGAAUCAUACAGGUGCAUGCAUAUCAAAAAUUUACCCUUUUCUUUUUCUUCAGCUUGUAGAACAGAAUUCCUCCUUAAAGAAGGAAGUCGCUAUAGCUGAACGUAAGCUUAUUGCACGUAAUGAGCGUAUCCAAAGUCUUGAAACUCUCUUACAAGAUGCCCAAGAUAAAUUGAUUAACCAAAAUCAAAAGUUCGAAGCCCAGCUUCAAGCAGUUCGUGAACGUCUUGAGCAAGCACGUACCCAAAAAUCUCAAUCUCCCAUGUCGUUAAACUUUGGCCGUGUCGCUAAACCUCUUCGUGGAGG